This is a messenger RNA of Lactuca saligna, 606 nucleotides long. Lineage: Eukaryota; Viridiplantae; Streptophyta; Magnoliopsida; Asterales; Asteraceae. The record is from the annotation of a GenBank genome assembly.
AUGAUUAAAGGAAUGGUUGAGAGGAAAAUAGGUGCCAUUGUUACUAUUGGUUCGGGUGCUACCAUUGUUGUACCUUCACAUCAUCUCUAUGCGAUCUAUGCUGCCAACAAAGCGGUUGUAGCACCUUCAGUUACUGGUCCAAAUAGCCAAACAAUUUUUCAUUCAGAGCACAGUUCAGAAUUGCGGAUGCAUAGCCCAACAUCUUCUACCCCUAUUGAUGACCUAUCGGUAGGAGGAGAUCCUUCGCCUGUUCAUGUUCACAACCCAACAACUCUUGUUGCGGUUCUUCCUUUACAACCUGGUGCAGUGUCAUCUUCUAUGGGUCCAGUAUUUUCUGUUGGUCUGGUUGGUUUUACAGGAGGAUUUGGUCAUGUGGAGGGAGUUUAUUUGUCUCACGACUCAGAAUCACUGACUCAUCCUCCUCGAUUUUCACAAAAACUUUUUUUUGGUGAUGACAAUUUUUCAGAAGGAUCUGUGAAUAAAAAUUAUUUGAAUAUUGAAGUUGAGAAGACUUUGGAAGUGGGGGAAACGAUUGGAUUUGAUAUGGAUGUUUGUUAUUCUAAGGUUAAAAAUGUUAUUGAAGGGGAGAUUUUUAAUAAAACGUAG